Messenger RNA from Linum tenue, 435 nucleotides. Lineage: Eukaryota; Viridiplantae; Streptophyta; Magnoliopsida; Malpighiales; Linaceae. The record is from the annotation of a GenBank genome assembly.
ACCCACAUCAGGUCCGUUAGGGUGCAGCCAGAAGCAGACCUGGAAGAGAUUAAAUCAGCUUACCUGCGGCUAUCCAAAGAGUACCAUCCAGACACAACAUCACUCCCUUUGAAAGCUGCUUCAGAAAAGUUCAUGAGGCUGAGAACAAUCUAUGCUGCCCUUUGCGACCCCGAGACACGUAGAUUCUAUGACUGGCCGCUUGCACAAGAGCCUAGUAGCAGGCAAGCUGAGAAGAUGAGGUUGAAGUUGGAGGAUCCCAGGGAGCUGGAUUUCACCAACUACAAAUCGGUUCCUGAUAUGGUUGAUCGACUUGGAGGGAUAAACUUGGAACUGAGCGAUCAGGGGAUGACGGCUCUUACAUUUGAUGCUCUUAUCCUUAUUUUUGCUCUUGGCAGCAUUGUUUCUGUGCUGGUGUUCAAGGAGCCAUAUAACUAG